GCUACCGGAGCAGCAAUCAAGCAGUCAAGACGCCUACUGCACAACCUUGCUAUGCCUUUUCUCAAUGAUGUUGGCUGGCCUUGUGUUGUGCUUUUUGCACACUCUUGGCAUCGUGACAUCGGCCGACGCGAGCAGAUGCCCACAAGACUUCCUGGGUCGCUACGCAGGCUGUCAAGCAAGACAGGACAUCAAAGCAAUGAUCAGUUUCGUAUUGGGUACGUUGGUGAUUCUGGCUGGUGCCCCAGCUCCGGAGCAUUUCCCUGGCAGCAGCCUUCGAGACACCCUGUUGAAGAUGGAGAGCUGCGCCGGUCUGCUAUGA
Molecule: messenger RNA, 319 nt
Organism: Symbiodinium necroappetens
Lineage: Eukaryota; Dinophyceae; Suessiales; Symbiodiniaceae
Source: the annotation of a GenBank genome assembly